AGAGAGAGAGAGGUUCAUUCCUCCGUGCUCUGCCUCCUCUGUCGUGUCAGGGAGAAAAAAGAGGAAGGAAGAUGGUUUCUGUCGUCUGCGCGCGCCUGUAGCGGCUCUGCUCUGCAGUCCGAGCGGGGCUCGGUCCGGCACAAUCCCUCCGCCGCCGUCCGCCUCACCUGAGAGCGCCGCCGUCCUCUUCGCCCCAGCAGCACACCGGGACACAUAAAUGGUGGAGGCCGUGGUGGAGUUCGACUAUGAGGCUCAGCAGGAUGAUGAGUUGAGCCUGACGGUGGGGGACAUCAUCGUGAACAUCCGGCGGGACGACGGAGGAUGGUGGGAGGGCGAGCUGGCCGGACGCAGGGGCCUGUUCCCCGAUAACUUCGUCAGGGAGAUAAAGAAGGACGGGAAGCGUGAUGGAGGACAGGCCGGCAUGAUGAGGUCCGAGCUGUCCAACGGCCGGGCCAGCCCCGUGUCCGACCCCAGCGUGCGACCGGGCAGGAAAGGCGAGCAGAUCCGGAAGCGGAGAUGCAAGGCUGCGUUCAGCUACGUUCCUCAGCAUGAAGACGAGCUGGAGUUGAAGAUCGGAGACGUCAUCGAGGUCAUCGCCGAGGUGGAGGAGGGCUGGUGGGAGGGGGUUCUCAACGGGAAGACGGGAAUGUUUCCGUCCAAUUUCACCAGGGAGAUCCAGAAGGAGUCGGACACGCCCAGUUUGGACACGCCCACCUCGCAGGAGGAGCGCCACGCCCGCAGCAGUAAAGACAGCCCAGGCAGUGAGAGUGACGGAGGAGACAGUCGAUCAGAGACGGGGUCUGAAAUCCAGCCCAAGAAGAUCAGAGGAAUCGGCUUCGGGGAUAUCUUCAAAGAUCAGGCCAUCAAACUCCGACCUCGCUCCAUGGACUUGGACUCUGAGGCUGACAAGGUCAGCGAGGGGAAGAGCGCCACAGUGGAGAACAUGAAGACUGAACCCGACAGCAGAGCUAAAGGGCGGGAGCAGUGUAAAGUCCUCUUUCCAUAUGAAGCACAGAAUGAAGAUGAGCUGUCCAUCAAAGAAGGAGAAAUCAUCAACAUCAUCACCAAGGACUGCGCGGAUGCCGGCUGGUGGAUGGGGGAGAUCGGCGGACGGCAGGGCGUCUUCCCAGACAACUUCGUCAAGCUGCUAGAAGUGGAGAAAGAGAGACCAAAGAAACCUCCUCCGCCCAGCGUGCCGUCGGCCAAACACACCACAGAGAAAAAGCCGGAGGUAAAGAAAGUCCCACCGGAGCGUCCUGAACAUCUUCCUCAGAGAGACCAGGACCGAGGUGAAGAGGUGAAGGUCGGCGACAUCACCAAGCCCUCCCUCCCGUCAGCCCUCCCCAAGAAACCCCUCCCCCCAAAGUCCAGUUCCUCCUCCUCCUCCUCCUCUUCCUCCUCGCAGCCCCCGCGGCGUCCCGAGAGACCGCCCACACUCGCGAGUGAGAGCCCCAAGUCAGAGGGCGGGGCUUCGACACCAGAUUCCGCCCCUGACAGGUCACAUGACCCCGAUGUGGACCUGGACGCCGUCGUAUCCUCCACAGAGAAGCUGAGUCACCCCACGGCGUCACGGCCGAGGGUCACGGACCGCCGGCCCCGCUCGCAGAUCAUCACGCCGGCAGUCCUGUCCAGCGCCGACCUCGACUUCCCCAUCGUAGUAGACAGGAAGGAGCGAGCCAAGGACGAGCACGAGCCUGCCCCCACCCGUCCUGCAGAGGUCUCCCUGAGGAGAGGAGUUCCCAGCAUCCCUACCCUCGACAGUAAAGCACCGCUGCCUGCUAAGCCCUCCAUCCUGACCCCGCCCCCCACCAGCCAUCGCCCCGCCUCCCCGUCUUCCUCCUCGGGUCUGAGCCCCUCCCCCGAGCUGCGGCACUCACCGCUGACUCCGCCCACGCUCGAGGAACUCAGGAACCAGCUGAGAGACCUGAGGGCCUCCAUCGAACUGCUGAAGAGCCAGCACAGGCAAGAGAUGAAGCAGCUUACCAACGCUCUGGACGAGGAGAAGAAGAUCCGUAUUAGUUUACAGGUGGAAGUAGAGCACAUAAAGAAGAGCCUGUCAAAAUGAAGACUGAAGCAUCCCCGUCGCCGCGUCGGAGGCCGCCAUUCGAAAGCAAACAGUUCAGCCAAAACAAUGUUCGUGCCAAACGACCGUGGCCAUCAGCAGCCGAUGGAAACAGCCACCGCCGCCACCGCCACCCCUCCCGCCCCAGACGCCGCCUUAUCCCGCGUUUACGUCGCUAUGAUUUUCUCUUCUGAAGAGGCUUUCUCUGUUGGACUCACCGCUGUCUGUCGCCGCGCCGCCGGUACUGACUGACCCGAGGGGCCGCCUCACUGGUACUUCAUGUCUCUGCGUGUGGGGGAGAGGUCGACCUAAGUAGCCCGGUCGGUUCGGACCACCUCCGUGCUGUUCUGCGUCCACACUGCGGCCUUCGCCACCUAUCGGUGUGAGAGUGUAUGUGUGUGUGUGUGAGUGAGUGUGAUUGUGUUUCAGUAAAUAUAGUUUUGGAUGAGGAAACGGCCAAGGCCGCAUUUUCACGACAGGAACUUUUCCAAGAACUGAGGCUCCGUUUCCAGGACGACGUAGUGAAAACGCAUUGUUUUUUUGUUUAUGUUUCCGUUUCAUGAGAAACUUUUGAAAGCGGCGUCGGUUUACACAGAAGUGGCUGAAAACAACGUAGUUUUCAUGUUUUACUAUUUGCUCUUGUGGUCACAUGUGGAACAGCAGCGUUUCCGCUGUUUCCAUGGAGACGGAGUUGGGACGCUUUCGAUAAGUUAAGUUUUCGGCAUUAUCGUGUAAACAGACACCCAAAAACACAAUGAAAGUUUCCCGUUUUCACUUGAAAACGUCGUCGUGUAAACGGGGCCUGGGAGUCAGUGUCAGACACACUCUUGAUUUCAGAGGUUUGAACCUUCAGUAGGUUUUUCGUUCAUCUUCAUCCUACUUCAAAACAGCACAAAGCUGCAAAAGACGCUUUGUAGCAGACGGACCUUUAAAAAAAAAAAGCCUUAUUGAAAGAGUUCCGUUCUCAUGCUCAUUGCUUUGUACCGUCUCAUGCAAGCACAGCAUAAUGAGCAGAUAUGCUUCGAGGCAUUAGCUCGAUCAUUUUUCCCCUGAGACUUUAGUCUUUCCAGAAGUUCCUUGAAAAGUGUGUGUGGCCUUUUGUGGCAAUGCGGCUCACGUCUUGACUGUAUCCUGACUACUGCAGCACAAUUAAAGGGGAAGUAUCAUGUAAUUUUACGUCUUCACGAUCAUCGGCAUUCUUGUUUUUUUGUUUUUUUUUUUUUCCUGUCCUACUUUAUUUGCCUUGCUGGUAAGCUUUUUUAUUUCUCCAUGUUCUGAACCCAGUUGUGAUCUAAGUUUAACCUGCUUGUAUCAUGGAAAGUUCACAUUUUUCACAGCGUGUCUUUCUAGCUAGUUCGAUCAGUUUGCUCGGAAUAGGCCACCGAGCUAGUUACAGCUCACUGAAUAACUCCAGCAAAAUGGCACUACAAAAUAUACGUCUGAGAACAAAUUGAUGUCACCUUCAGGUAAAGCGAAAACACUGCGAAUGAGGACUUUAACGAUGCAUCACACAGACGUCUUCAGCAAUAGUUUUUUUCUUCGAUUUUCACCUGCUUUUUUCUGUCUUCCUCUAUCCCCUACAUGCUCUUCUGUUACACCAACCACCUCUCUGUCCUCCUCUACUACAUUCUUGAAUUUUCCCUGAUGUCUUCCUCUUUAACAGUAGAUGGCAGAAAGCCACGGCAGCAUGAUACGUCCCCUUUAAAGUCAGGAUUUAGAUUAUAUAGAUUAUAGGCUAAAGACAGCGGUCAAAGCUCGAACUGUGCUCGAUGUUUCUGAGGUACACUGCAGGCUGGUGAUUUUGAGAUAUCGGCAACUUUCAGCAGCAUUAGCAUUGGGAUGGUUUUUUUUUUUUUUUUUUAAUGUUUUUUUUUUCUCAAUCUGGGGUGUUACCUCCAUUUUUUCUUUGUAAUGUUUUUAAUCUGCAGCCAAGUGCUGCAGCUCAUUUAUCAGUGUGAUUUUUCAGCUGACAUGAGGAGUGCAGAUACUGUAGGUGCUAAAUGAAGGAGUAAAUAUACAUCUGUGAAUGACAGACCAGCAUCUCGUUAGCUUCGCUUAGCGUAAAGAUGGGAAUACUGGUAGCAAACCAAUGGAGACCAAUUGAAACCUGUAUACCCAGUUUUAGUCGGCAUAAACCUGCAUGAAUAAGUAUGAACUAGUUCAAACCCAGUUUAACCAGCAUAAACAAUAAUUCAGUUAAAACACUAAAACACUUUCAACAGGUUGAAUCACUUGUUCUCAAAAAGUACAGAGGAAUAUAGACCAGUUUAAACCCAUUUGAAAACUCAACGGAAAACUAUAAAUCAGUGUAGACUAAUUGAAACUGGCAUGGACAAGCAUAGAAUGAACUAGUUUAAACAAAUACAAACCAUUAAAAAAAGUAUAAUCCAGUUUCAUCCAGUAUGGUCUAUUUUGAUUCAGAAUAGUUCAAACUGGUGUUUAGCCAUUUCCAAAUGCCUCUGGUACAUAUAAACCAGUAUAACCCACUUUAAACCACUGUAAAACAAUUUAAACUGUCACAGACAACUAUCGACCACUUUCAACCGGUAUAAACCGGUCUAAACAAGGUCAGACUGCAAGACCAGUCUAAGACCUCCGAGGAUUUUUUUCUUUAACAAGGUUUUAGUUUUUUUUCUAACUGCACAGUCUUCAUGCUAAGCUAGGCUAACGACUUUCUGGUCUGAAGCUUUAUCGUCACUGUGCGGACAUGACAACAGUAUCAAUCUUCUCAUUCAAAUCUUUUCAAUAACGACGCGUGGCUGCAGAUUGAAAACCGCCCUUGAAGAAAAGUGUGCGUCACUGCAUGAACACAACUGUAUCAUAUAUAAGUUAAUGCCUUCUGUAUAAAAACAGACUAUUUUUUUUCUCCGCUUUUGCACUUUUCGCUCCGGGACUCCGGCGAGCUGAAGAACAUGUGCUGCUCCGGCCGCGUUACACAAACCAUGCAGUCUGCGGCGGCGGUGCGGCGGUGGCGGGCAAACGGUUCGAGGAAUGUAGUGAGCAAAAGGUCCUCGCAGGUGGAUGGAGUGUGUGUGCAUGACGUGUGUGUGCGUAGCAGCAUGUGCGGCCUUCCUUCCUUAUAUGUGCACAGAAUCUAUGGCAACCCGUCACUGUGGCCUUCCUGUUUUUGACUCCAGAUCUUUAUUUCUUUGGGUUUUUCUUCUGUCUUUCGUAUGACAACGAGAAAACUGCGACAACCGAGGCCACAAGUUGUUUUCUUGACUUGGUCCUUUCUCUCCAGGAUAGUGAUAAAUAUAUAUAUACUUUUAUAUUUCAGUGUAAUAAAGAUGCUAUUAUGUACUGUA
Messenger RNA from Salarias fasciatus (jewelled blenny), 5367 nucleotides. RefSeq names its product SH3-domain kinase binding protein 1 (gene sh3kbp1). The record is from RefSeq and is a predicted model, not a curated record. NCBI's taxonomy places the organism in Eukaryota, Metazoa, Chordata, Actinopteri, Blenniiformes, Blenniidae. Gene Ontology annotation, molecular function: protein binding. The transcript has 19 exons. The coding region runs from base 218 to 2065 and encodes 615 amino acids. Gene Ontology annotation, biological process: cell migration; actin filament organization.